AUAAAUAUUCGCGAUUCGAAACAAAGCAAUCAUCAGUUCAUCAAGAGCUAUCACAACGAGCACAAGUGCACAACACAAGCAAAUAAGGAAAACAACACAUCAAAAUGUUCAAAAUCCUCGCCCUCAUUGCCUGUCUGGCUAUCGUCGCCUCGGCCCAGUACCAUGGAGUGCCCGAGCACAAGGAUUACCACGAUCAUCCCAAGUACAAGUUCGAGUAUGGCGUGAAGGAUCCCCACACCGGUGACCACAAGACCCAGUGGGAAGUGCGCGAUGGCGAUGUCGUCAAGGGACAGUACACGCUGCACGAGGCCGACGGUACCGAGCGCGUGGUUGACUACAAGUCGGACGGUCACAACGGAUUCGAGGCUGAUGUCAAGAAGGUCGGACAUGCCCACCACCCGAGCCAUCCGGUCCAUGCUCCAGUGCAUGCUCCAGUCCAUCAUGCCCCAACUCACGCCCCAGUGCAUGUGCCGGAGCAUCAUGUCCACCACGGAUACUCGGGUGCCAGCUACGUCAACGUCGAUAAGCACUACUAAGUGAUUACCACCGGAACGCAAACGAACCAAACCAAAAUGUGAUUUAAUAAACAAAAAGCAACAGUUGCAGUAUGAACAUGCAAACCACAA
Messenger RNA from Anopheles gambiae (African malaria mosquito), 626 nucleotides. RefSeq names its product cuticle protein 7. Gene Ontology annotation, cellular component: extracellular matrix. The transcript has 2 exons. The record is from RefSeq and is a predicted model, not a curated record. Lineage: Eukaryota; Metazoa; Arthropoda; Insecta; Diptera; Culicidae. The coding region runs from base 105 to 536 and encodes 143 amino acids.